CGCUUUAUUCUUUUCAGCUGAUCCACUGUCAGAAAGCCUUUCUACACUUCCAGAAACCCUAACAAUGGCGAUUAACGAUAAUCUCACACUUUCCGCUACAAAUCUUCCUCACUAAAUCCGUCAAUUUCAUUGUUACUGAUUCAAUUCGAGCUUUUUCCGAUUCAAAAAAUGGUGAAAAGUUGUCCGAAAAACAGUCAAGUUGAAGGAAACGAGAAUCAGUUCGAGAAGAUUCCGUCAAUUUCAGCCGAUAUACCGAUAUUGAGGACGCCGUUGGAUACGAUUCCAGAUCCGUCUCAGUUUUCGAAGGAAUUUAUUCAUGAGGUUUUGAAUCAGAGUGGAAUUAAGGAUAAGUUGUUAGAUGCUGGUGUUGGUGCUGGUUCGAGUCGUAGGAAAUUUGAUUCGGCGAAUAGUACGCCGGCUAGGAGUGUUUCGAGGACAAAUGUUGGUCAAUUGGGGGCUUGUACUGGGCCUAGGGUUGUUCAGAGUACUGGAGAAAGGGGAGGGGGUGUUUCUAGGGUUUCGAGAAGGAUUUCGAGUGGAAACGGUGAGCUGGUAGCUGCUGAGGUUCCGCAUUUUGAGCUUGUUGAGGAUCCUUCCUUUUGGGAUGACCACAAUGUUCAGGUCUUAAUACGGAUGAGACCGUUAAGCAAUAUGGAGAAGAUGGCACAAGGGUACAGUCGGUGCUUGAAGCAGGAGAGUUUACAAAGCUUAGUGUGGCUUGGCCACCCUGAAGUCAAAUUCACGUUUGACCACAUUGUCAGUGAGACGAUAUCACAGGAAAGGCUCUUCAGUGUUGCUGGUUUGCCCAUGAUUGAUAAUUGCAUGUCUGGUUAUAAUAGUUGCAUGUUUGCUUAUGGUCAGACUGGUAGUGGCAAAACAUAUACAAUGAUGGGUGAGAUAAGUCAACGGGAUGGCAAGUUUGUCGAUGACUGUGGGAUGACUCCACGUCUUUUUGAAUAUUUAUUUACAAGGAUUAAAUCGGAGGAGGAGAGCAGAAGAGACGAAAGACUUAAAUAUAGUUGCAAAUGUUCCUUUUUGGAGAUAUACAAUGAGCAGAUCACAGAUCUUCUAGAACCUUCAUCCACUAAUCUCCAACUUAGAGAAGGUUUAAAGGAAGGAGUGUACGUUGAAAAUCUUACGGAGUAUAAUGUGGAAACUGUUGACGAAGUCAUCAAGCUUUUGUUGCAGGGUGCUGCAAAUAGGAAAGUUGCAGGAACAGAUAUGAACAGUGAAAGCAGCCGAUCACAUAGUGUUUUCACAUGCAUCGUUGAAAGUCGUUGGGAAAAAGAUUCUGUGACACACCUUAGGUUUGGAAGGUUAAAUUUGGUUGACCUGGCUGGUUCUGAAAGGCAGAGAAGUUCUGGAGCUGGAGAGCGGGUGAAGGAGGCAUCCUAUAUAAACAAAUCACUAUCAACUCUUGGGCUGGUAAUAAUGUCUCUAGUGGAUGUUACACAUGGGAAACAUAGGCAUGUGCCUUACAGGGACUCAAGACUUACAUUUCUUCUUCAGGAUUCUCUUGGUGGUAAUUCAAAAACGACAAUUAUAGCAAAUGUCAGCCCUUCAAUGUGCGCUGCAAAUGAGACGUUAAGUACUUUAAAGUUUGCUCAGCGUGCCAAGCUUAUUCAGAACAAUGCAAAAGUAAAUGAAGAUGCAUCCGGUGACGUGACAGCACUGCAGCGACAAAUUCAAAUGUUAAAGGAACAAAUGUUCUUCUUGAUGAAACAGCAAAAAAUCUCAAAACCAGUGUUUCAAGGUGAAUUAUGUGAAAGUGAGGACUCUUCAGGCAAAUAUAUCUAUGAUGAAAUUAAUGUCAUAAAUGAUCAGAAUGGGAAGGCCGAGACGGUGUUGAGUAGCAUUGAUUUAGGAGAUGAGAUGAGUGCCUGUAAUCAAGUGGAAGAUAAAGUUCUACUUGACAACGGUGGUCUUGAAAGGACCAACUUGUUGCAUACCAAUCUUCUAGAAGAACUAAUGGAUGCUAGAACCUUGAUAGAUACCAUGAAAUCUCAGCAGGCUGGAUUGAUUGAAGAGCUACGAUACGUGCGCCAAGAGAAUGACAGGCUGGUGGAAACCUUAACCAACAACAACAAACCACAUAUGCAUCCGAUACUUGAUCAUGAAUCCCAUAUUUCAGAAAACCAAACCACAGACCAAAGCAUGAUGGGUUUACAAUCCCGGUUGGAUAAGAUGAAUAAAGAACUCGAAGAUUUGAAAUCACUUAAUGAUCCUUUGAAAGAUUUAAAAGACCAAGUUAAUUUAGUUCAUGAGGAAGCUGAGAACGAAGCAACGAAUGCAAUUCUUAAUUUACAGGAAGAAUUGGCUUCUUUACAAGUAAAAUAUCACAGACGAUUAUGUACCAUGUCUGAAGAAAAUAAGAAGCUAAAAAGAAUGUUAGCAGCCAAAGAGGACGAGGUGUACGCGUUGCACAGCGACUGGGAGAAAGCAAGUUUAGAGCUUACAAGCUUUCUGUUGGAUGGUUCUAAAUCUCUUAAAGAUGCUUCUGGACAAAUAGAAAAUGUUGCUUCUUCAUUUGCUCAUAAUGUUUGUGUUGGCGAACAUGUUAAGAAGGCUGCAAUGGUUAUUAUCGAGAAGGAAGAAACAAUACUACGAUUAGAAAAGAACCUGGUGGAUGCUCAAUGUACCAUACAACAAAUGCAGGAGAAACUGAAUUCGUUGCGGACUGCAACAAUGGCUUUGACUGAAAUACAGUAUAAUACAGAACAUGAUGAAAAGUCCAAAGAUGAGUAUCAGAUAAUAGCUGAACUUAUUGCAAUAAGAAACAAACUUGAAAACAUGAUGGUUUAUUUAAGUACUAUACAUGACCGAUCCAUAUUUGAAGACUUGGAUGGAUCUACAACUGACGUUUCUACUUCCAGCUCGAUUCUUUCUGAUGAUGAAGAUGUGCUGGAAAACAUGUUAGUCGAAGAAACUUCAAGUAGCCAUGAGCCAGAAAACGCACUAUUAUUGUUGAAGAAGCAAUUGGUUAUGGCUCGUGAAGCUUUCAUCAAAUUAGAUGUUCAGCUGGCUGCGGCAUUCAAGGACAAAGAUGUGGCAGCCUGCUUUACUGCAAAGAAGUUUGGUGAAGAACAAGAUUGUAAAGCUAGUAGCUUCUUCAGCAAGUGUGAGGAAGCCCAUGCAACCAUGAAUGAGGCUGAUAAUGUUUUGAACGCACUAUUGAAAGUCAACGCGGAAGCACAAUUGUCAAGUGUUAGAUGGAAACAAACUGCAGAGGACGUUAUGGUGGAGAAGGCAAGUUUAGUUGAAGAAAUAAGUCAACUCAGAGUUGACUUACAAUUGAGAGACGAAGAGCAUGCAAUCCUGAAAGUAGAACUUGAAAAUAUGGUGUCUAUGCUUGAAGAUUCUUUCCAGCAUCUACAAAAAGAGGCUGAUGAUUUGUGCCAGUGGAUAUAUUCUGAUUCAUUGGCAAUGGUCCAUGGGGCCCAUCACAUAAUUUGCAAAUCAAGAUCUUCGUUGCAAGAUCUCUGUGCUGAAAUAAUGGAAAAGAGUUUCGCAUCUCUUGUGGUACAACAAUGUCGUAUUGGUGAAUAUAUCAACAAAUUUGGACUUCAUGAUGAAAAAGAGGAGAAUUACAGUGCAUCGCUGUCAAGAAAAGAAACAGGAGAUGAACUUAUUGGUGAAAACGUGAAACUACAGAAAGAACUGGAAAGAAAAACGACUUUGUUGAAUGGUUUACUUUUUGAUUUUAGCCUGUUACAGGAAUCAGCAUCUACAAGAAAAGACAUCAAAGAUGAAGCCGAAAAGUUAUUCACAGCUCUAAGCCAAGUACAGCAUGAGCUAAAGAUGAAAACCGAUCAGUUUGAUGAUAUGAUUGUCGGAUACGAAAAUCUUGAAAGACGCUUAACUGACACUGAAGCUGCUCUUUCAGCGUCAAAAUCUUGUUUACAGCAUUCUGAAGAAACUGUGGAUGCACUGUCAUACCAAAAUGCUGAGUUGAGAAGUCUUUUAGAGGACCUAUACCUUAAAACAUCAGAAACUGAAAAGCAACUCGAAGAACACAAGGAAAUGGUCAAAACGUUGGAAAAUGAAAUCCAUUGUGCGACUUCUUCAACACAAGAACAUUUUCUCUUUUCUCUAGAGGGCAUUACGGAUGAUUUGAAGAGGGUUUCUGUUGAAAGAGACCAGCUUUGUGAACAAGUUAAUUCCUUACAAGAUAAGCUUGAGAUGGCCUAUGCCAUAGCUGAUGAAAAAGAAGCUAUUGCUGUUGAAGCACGCCAGGAGUCACAGGCAAGCAAAAUAUACGCUGAACAAAAGGAAGAAGAGGUUAAGAUUCUAGAACGUUCUGUUGAAGAACUUGACUCUACCAUAAACAUGUUGGAGAAAAGGGUGAACGAAAUGGAAGAGGAGCUGGAAAGACAUCACAGGAUAAGGGAUUCACUGGAAGUGGAACUUCAAUCGUUGAGUCAAAGGCUUUUGACUUUUGAAAGUUUUAGAAAUGGAAAUGAUUCUAACAGCGGUAUUAUUGGUCAACCUGAGGACCAAAUUUCAAGGAAGCUGCAUAGCAGAUACCUGGAACUUCAGGAGGCACACGCACGGAUAAAAGAUCUUGAAGAUGAAAGAACAGAACAGGCUAAUGAGAUCAAGCAAUGUAAAGAAUACAUUUCUGAACUUGUAAUUCAUGCAGAAGCUCAAGCUUCUCAGUAUCAACAAAAGUACAAGUCUUUGGAAGCAAUGGUACGUGUGAUGCAGAUGGAUUCAUCAAAGUCUGUAUCUGAAGCACCUUUAACAGACAAGACAGAAAAAAGCUCUGUCAGACCAAGGGGUUCCAGCUCACCAUUCAGAUGCAUUGGCAAUUUAGUUCAGCAGAUGAAUACAGAGAAGGAUCAAGAACUAUCAUUGGCCAAACUUCAUGUAGAAGAGCUAGAAGCAUUAGCAUCAAACAGGCAGAAAGAGAUAUGCAUGCUAAACACUAAACUGGCAACAGCAGAGAGUAUGACACAUGAUGUAAUCAGGGAUCUACUUGGUGUGAAAUUAGACAUGACAAAUUAUGCAAACUUGAUAAAUCAGAACCACCUUCAAAGAUUUAUUGAGGAUGCUGCUCAGCAAACACAGGAGUUCAUUGCAAUGGAGCAAGAGAUUCGCAAACUGAAGCGACAAAUCAAUGAUUUGCUUGAAGAGAGAGACAGAUGCAUAUCGGAAUUACAUUCGAAAGAAGCCGAUAUACUUGCUAGUAAGAUGACGUUGAUGCAGUUACAAGGACGAGACCAGUUGCUGACAGCACAAAAUGAAAUGCUGAAGGCUGACAAAACAAAUUUACAGCGAAGGGCCGCAGAAUUAGAUGACAUGAUCAAGAAGCUUCUUGGAACACACGCAGCUGAGUCAUCAAGCCAGCAGCAUGAGAAUCACAUGGCGAAGGCAUGCAGCAGCAGUGAGUUUGGUAAGAGGCUGGCCAACUCAGAGAGGUCGCUUUUACGUGUUCAUAACGAACUUGCUCAAUAUCGUAAACCUGAUAGCUCUCGGUUGCACCAUAAAAUGGAUGAAAAGAGGGCUAGAUGAAUGGUAAGUAAGGUGACUUUGUUCGUAUCCUCUUACCACUAAUAAUAUGGUUGGUUUGAUUAGUGUUUUGCGGGUUGUUAAAGCCUGGUUAUGAGAGUCCGUAUCUGUUUUUUUCGGCCGAUAAUUUUGGAUUAAGUUGUAUAUUUGCUGCAGCUACUGCUACUGCAGUGAAUUAAGAAUGUAUAUGAUUGGUUUGUAUAGUGUUGUGGAAUGAAAGUUGGGUAUUGUUACUAGAUC
Molecule: messenger RNA, 5748 nt
Organism: Helianthus annuus (common sunflower)
Lineage: Eukaryota; Viridiplantae; Streptophyta; Magnoliopsida; Asterales; Asteraceae
Product: kinesin-like protein KIN-12C
Exons: 23
Coding region: 169-5511 (1780 amino acids)
Biological process (GO): microtubule-based movement
Molecular function (GO): microtubule motor activity; microtubule binding; ATP binding
Source: RefSeq, a predicted model, not a curated record